Molecule: messenger RNA, 903 nt
Organism: Lucilia cuprina (Australian sheep blowfly)
Lineage: Eukaryota; Metazoa; Arthropoda; Insecta; Diptera; Calliphoridae
Exons: 3
Coding region: 7-345 (112 amino acids)
Source: RefSeq, a predicted model, not a curated record
AACAAAAUGUUUAUUUUAAAGAAGCUUGAUUUCAUCAUUUUAAUUUUGGUUAUCUGCUGCAGUUACUCUCAAGCGGAUACUAAAGUUUUAAGAAAAUUUAGCGUUGCUUUACGUCGUACUUUACGUGAUGAGACCAUAUCUCUAAAUGAUGAGGGAAAUUUAAUUGUGGAAGGUGGAACUGUACAAAAAUUUUCCAUACCAAACGAUGACAAGUAUGUGCAAAAAUUAGAUAUUGUAUUUGUGGCUGAUAAGGAUGGCUAUAGACCGAUUUUUAUAUUGGUUAAGGAAAAAUUUGAUGAUACACAUCGUUUAGCAGUAUCUACUUUAAAAUCAACGGCUGGAUAAAUAAAUAGUUUUAAUAAAAUUAUAAAAAUCGUGAAAACAAAUCUUGUGGAAAAAAUCUUAUUUUUAUUGUUUUAAAAUUAACAAGUAAUAGCAAAUAUAAUAAGUUUGUAAGAUUUUCAUGCUAGAUUCAAACAAUUUGUUAUUCUUUGUCAAAUACAUUAAAACCACAAUAAAACAGACCCACCAAGAACUAAUAAUAACGAAUAAUAUAAAAUACCUUUAACAAAAAUAUUCACAAAUUAGUAACUAUUCGACAAGAGAAGUCUUAACAUCAAAGAUGAAAAUUUGGGUAAACUAUUAUUACAACAUAAAAUUAAUACCAAACAAUAAUAAAAUUUUUCAUUAAAAUUUAGCAACUUUUAGCAAUUAUAUUAGUGCUAGUAUUAAGCUACACUCAAGGGGAGAUACAAAUUUUACGCGAGGUUAAGUAAGUAAUUUAAUAAAAUUUGUCUAUAUCAAAUACUUAAAUCUGUUAACAGUGUUUUGUAUUCAGAUUCUCAACGUCAAAAAACUAUAUCUUUGAAAAAUGAAAAUACUCCCGAAGAAGAAUUAAUUAUA